Molecule: messenger RNA, 1521 nt
Organism: Lolium rigidum
Lineage: Eukaryota; Viridiplantae; Streptophyta; Magnoliopsida; Poales; Poaceae
Product: aspartic proteinase oryzasin-1-like
Exons: 13
Coding region: 1-1521 (506 amino acids)
Biological process (GO): lipid metabolic process; proteolysis
Molecular function (GO): aspartic-type endopeptidase activity
Source: RefSeq, a predicted model, not a curated record
AUGGGAACCGGCCACGUCACGCUCCAACACCUACUCAUCCUUUCCGCCGUGCUCCUCCUCGGCACGCCCGUGGAGGGCCUUGUCCGCAUCGCGCUGAAGAAGCUACCGGUCGGCCAGAACCUCCUCGUCGCUGGAGAGGAUGCUCAGACCUUCCUCGCGCAGCACCACGGCCUCGUCCAUAACGAGGAGGCCCAGCCAUUGCCAAAGAGAGAUAUCGUAAUACUAAAGAACUACCAGAACGCUCAGUACUACGGUGAGGUCGGCAUCGGAAUGCCGCCACAGAACUUCACCGUCAUCUUCGACACAGGCAGCUCCAACCUCUGGGUGCCCUCCUCCGAGUGCUACUCUUCGACUGCAUACCACUUGCACAAGAGUUACAAAGCCAGCCGGUCAAGCACGUACACGAAGAAAGGAAAAAGGGUAUCAAUUCACUACAAAACUGGUGCAAUUGCUGGUUAUAUUAGCCAAGACAAUGUGCAAGUUGGUGGUCUAGUUGUGAAAAAUCAGAAUUUUAUUGAAGCUUCGUUGGAACCAAGUAUAACUUUCAUGCUUGGAAAAUUUGAUGGCAUUGUUGGUCUUGGGUUUAAAGAAAUGUCAUUCUGGGGUGCCGAACCUGUUUGGUAUAACAUGGUUAGCCAAGGUCUGGUUGGUAGCCCCGUUUUCUCAUUCUGGUUCAAUCGACAUGCUGGUCAAGUGAAGGGAGGAGAAAUAGUUUUUGGAGGAGUUGAUCCUAAUCAUUACAAGGGAAGACAUACUUAUGUUCCUGUUACUAAGAAGGGAUACUGGAAGUUUGACAUGGGCGACGUCUUGAUUGGAGGAAACUCCACAGGAUUAUGUAAAUCUGGUUGUGCAGCAAUAGUAGACUCGGGAACUUCAUUUCUUACUGGCCCCACGGCGAUAAUUACUGAAAUAAAUUGGAGAAUUGGUAUACCUAGGAGAGUGAGCAAAGCGUGCAAGAACGUUGUUUCAAAGUUUGGGCGGCAGAUCCUGGAUUUGCUGCUAAAGCGGAUAUUGCCAAGAAGGAUAUGUGACAUACUUCAUUUAUGUUUCUUUGUUGGACCUCAUGGUGUAAGUGACGACAACGCCGGUAUUCAAAGUUUAGAAGAUGAAGUUAGGACAUCAAAUGGUUUUAUUGUGUGCAAAGCUUGUGAAUGGAUUGUUCAAUGGGCGGUGAAGCAUGUUGCAGAUAAUCAGACUGAGGAUUCUAUGUUGCAUACCAUUAACGAGAUGUGUGACCAUAUUCCUAUCCCUGCGGGAGAAUCAUUCGUGGAUUGUGGAGAACUUAAAUUCAUGCCUGACGUCGCCUUCUCCAUCGGGACCAAACAGUUUGUGCUCAAACCCGAACAAUACAUAGUGAAGAUUGGUGAGGGUGAUGAUACCCGGUGCAUGAGUGGAUUCUCAGCUAUGGACGCUCCUCCUUCCGGUGGCCAUCUUUGGAUCUUGGGUGAUAUAUUCAUGGAAGCCUAUCACACGGUCUUUGACUAUGGAAAUAUGAAGAUUGGUUUCGCCGAGACAGCAUAG